CACAAAAGGAGAGGGAGUGCUGGUAAGAUAGCUAGUUGUUCCUCUUGCUCGUUGUUGCAGCCCGAGAUAUGGCGGGCGAGGUGGCGAAGCAAUGCUCAGUCGUAUGGUGGCAGUUCCUGCUUGUACUGUGGAAAAACUUCAUCCUGCAGAUCCGUCGUCCAAUCGGGACCGUUUUCGAGUUGCUGAUUCCUCCGCUGGCCGUUGUUGUCCUGAUAGGACUAAGGUUUGGUAUAUUCCAGCCCGAAGAUCAAUGCUUCACGACCUUUCCUUCCGACCCACUCACUGUGCCUCUACCAAACAAUACCUAUCAGAUCUUCUACACCCCAAUUAAUAAUGACACGGAAAGGAUUGCAAGUUGCAUAUCAAAGGCACUACCGUUUGCAAUGUGAUGGGUGUCGAAAACGAGCAGAUGUUGUUGGGCAAUCUCAGUGAAAACAGCGUGGACCCUCCACUAGAGUUUACCAUGCGAAUCCCGGUGGAUGACAGUAACUUCACUAUCCCUGUCAGAGGUGAUGCUGGCUGCUUCAUUGGCGGAGCAGGGAUAGUAUUCACAAUGUCAACAGAACUAAAAAUGACGGCGGCUGGAAUACACUCUAAGACUCAGACAUGAAGUCGGUGAAGAUGAUUCCUGGGAAACUCGCGAGGCUGCUCCAAACUUUCAGCUAACUGGACCACGCGUCAGAAACAAUUUCUAUUUGAGCGAAGGGUUCGUUCAUCUUCAGAACGUAGUUGGAGAGGCCAUAAUUCGACUGAUGGCUAACCCAGACAUGACUGAGUGCGAGGGUGUAUUACAGCCGGAGAUAUCUGUCUCCAUGCGGCAGCUGCCUUACCCUCAGUACACCAUUGACGUAUUUCUCUCUAUCAUAGUCACCAUCUUACCGUUCUUUGUGAUUCUGGCCUAUAUCUACUCUGCUGGAAUCUUCACUAAGGAGCUUGUGCUGGAGAAAGAGACUCGUAUCAGAGAGUCAAUGUUGAUGAUGGGGCUCCAGCAGUGGGUGCUCUGGACCACCUGGUUCAUCAAACAAUUCAUUCUCCUCCUCAUUUCUGCCAUCUUCGUCACCAUUCUUCUCAAGUUUGGACAGGUUUUCCCGAAUUCGAACUUUCUUCUGCUUCUCAUCUUCUUCAUUCUCUACAUUGUUUCGUUCAUUUCCUUCUGCUUCUUCCUGAGUGUUUGGUUCAACACGGCAAGAGUGGGACUACUGGUCGGAUUUCUUGGCUGGUUUAUGAACUACGUUCCCUAUCUCUUUGUUCCUGGGCAGUAUAAUAACCUUGAUCUUGGUGGAAAGAUAGCGUUCUGCAUUCUGUCCAACUCGUGCAUGGGUCUCGGAAUCAACACCAUAUCUCUCCUGGAGAUAAGAGGGGAGGGGGUCCAGUGGGGAAACUUUGCGGAGGACAUCUCCCUGGACGACGACUUUCACCUUGGAUACGUGUUCCUUAUGUUGAUCGUCGAUUCCAUUGUCUACAUGCUCAUUGCAUGGUAUGUGAAUGGAGUGAAGCCGGGACAAUAUGGCGUCCCGAAACCAAUCUAUUUUCCGUUUCAACCGUCCUACUGGCUCGGAAGACCUCUCACUUCAAAAACGAAAAAGGUACAUUCUGUGUAAACACAAGGUGAUAUGAUAGCUAAGUCAACUUCCUUCCUUAGUUGACCUGGUAGGUGAUAACUGAUAAGAUAGAUGGUAGAUUAUGAUAGUAGAUUACUGAUUAAGGUAGAUGGUAGAUUACUGAUAAGAUAGAUGGUAGAUGACUGAUAAGAUAGAUGGUAGAUUAUGAUAGUAGAUUACUGAUUAAGGUAGAUGGUAGAUGACUGAUAAGAUAGAGGUAGAUGACUGAUAAGAUAGAUGGUAGAUUAUGAUAGUAGAUUACUGAUUAAGGUAGAUGGUAGAUGACUGAUA
Geodia barretti is the source of this 1892-nucleotide messenger RNA. The record is from the annotation of a GenBank genome assembly. Lineage: Eukaryota; Metazoa; Porifera; Demospongiae; Tetractinellida; Geodiidae.